Lathyrus sativus (Indian pea) is the source of this 2544-nucleotide messenger RNA. The record is from the annotation of a GenBank genome assembly. Lineage: Eukaryota; Viridiplantae; Streptophyta; Magnoliopsida; Fabales; Fabaceae.
AUGUCCCAAAACGAAUCCCAAACCCAUCACCACAACAACAAUGUCGAAACCAAAACCACCCUCCAAACACCACCACUUUCCUCAAAAACCCACCCAAUUUUGACCCUUCAAUUAAAAGAAUCACAAGACUCAAUUUUUUCCACAAAUUCAAACACCCUUUUCACCAAAACAAUGACUUCAACAAACUCCACUUCCACAGAACCACUACCUUCCUCCGAUGACAUCGCCGCUAAAGCCGUUAACAAACGCUACGAAGGUCUCGUCACUGUUCGAACCAAAGCUAUCAAAGGUAAAGGUGCAUGGUAUUGGACUCAUCUCGAACCGAUUCUGGUUCGAAAUCCUGAUUCGGGUCUUCCUAAAUCGGUUAAACUCAAGUGUUCUUUGUGUGAAGCUGUUUUCUCUGCUUCAAACCCUUCGAGAACAGCUUCUGAACAUUUAAAGCGUGGAACUUGUUCCAAUUUCAACAACUCCGGGUUGAAACAACACCAACAACAACAACCCGGUUCAGUUCCUUCACCGGUUCCUAUUUCGUCGGUUUCCGGUUCGAACCGGAAAAGGGGUUCACCACAUCAAAUGGGUGUUCCUGUUUCUGUUUCAACCUCACCAACAUCAUUAACUUAUCAAAAUCAUAACUUGGCAUUGGUUGAAAUCGGGUACCCUCAGGUGCAUGGUAGUAUGGUGCACCAUCAGAAUCAGAAUCAGAGUUUGAAUCAGAAUCAUUUGAUGUUGUCCGGCGGAAAAGAAGAUUUAUGUGCUUUGGCUAUGUUUGAAGACAGUGUGAAGAAGUUGAAGAGUCCUAAAACUUCACCUGGUGCUUCAUUGAGUAAAGAACAGGUUAAUUCUGCUUUGGAUUUACUUGCUGAUUGGUUUUAUGAAUGUUGUGGCUCUGUUUCAUUGUCAACACUUGAGCAUAGAAAGUUUCAAGCUUUUCUUUCUCAGGUUGGUUUGCCUGUAGGAAGUUGUUUGAGGCGCGAGGUUUCCGGUCCAAGGCUCGAUGCGAGGUUUAGCGAGGUUAAGAGUGAGUCCGAGGCGAAAAUUAGGGAUGCAAUGUUUUUUCAAGUAGCUAGUGAUGGUUGGAAGAGUUAUAAUAAUAGUAGUAGUACUAGUAGUAGUAAUAGGAAUUUGUAUGGUUUGUGUUGUGGUGGUGAGAGUUUGGUUAAGUUUAUGGUGAAUCUACCGAAUGGGAAUAGUGUUUUUCAAAAGGCGGUGUUUACGGGUGGUGGUGGAGUUGUGAAUUCGAAGUAUGCCGAAGAGGUUUUGUGGGAGACGGUGACCGGGGUUAGCGGUAGUGUUGUUCAGAGAUGUGUAGGGAUUGUUGCUGAUAAGUUUAAGGGUAAGGCAUUAAAGAAUUUGGAGAUUCAAAACCAUUGGAUGGUGAAUACUUCUUGUCAGCUUCAAGGGUUUGUUAGCUUAAUCAAGGAUUUCAGCAACGAGCUCGAACUUUUCAGUGUUGUUACGAAGAAUUGUCUCAAAGUUGCGAACUUUAUAGACACGGAGUCUCAGGUGAGGAAUGUUUUUGUUAAUUAUAGAAUGCAGGAGAUGGAGUAUGGCGGGUUGAUACGCGUCCCUUCGCCGAAAUGCGAUCCGUUGAAGAAUUUUUCGUUGGUGUUUCCAAUGCUUGAGGAUAUUUUGAGCUGUGCUAGAGUGAUCCAAAUGGUUGUGAUGGAGGACGGUUUUAAGGCGAUGUUUAUGGAGGAUCCGGUAGCAAGAGAAGUGGUUGGUUUGGUUCAGAGUGAGUUGUUUUGGAACGAGCUCGAAGCGGUUUAUUCCCUCGUGAAGAUUAUUAAAGGAAUGGUUCACGAUAUAGAGGCUGAGAGGCCGUUGAUUGGUCGGUGUUUGCCUCUGUGGGAGGAGUUAAGAACCAAAGUGAAGGAAUGGUGUGGAAAGUACAAUGUCGUUGAAGGACUAGUAGAGAAAAUACUCGAAAAACGGUUUCGGAAAAACUACCACCCUGCAUGGUCAGCAGCGUUUAUACUCGAUCCGCUUUACUUGAUCAAAGAUACAAGCGGAAAGUAUCUUCCACCGUUCAAGUUUUUGACGCGCGAACAAGAGAAAGACGUGGAUAAGUUACUCACGAGACUAGCUUCAAGAGAAGAAGCUCAUAUCGUAUUGAUGGAACUAAUGAAAUGGAGAUCAGAAGGACUCGACCCUCUUUACGCACAAGCAGUUCAGAUGAAACAAAGAGACCCUGUCACCGGGAAGAUGAAAGUCGCAAAUCCGCUUAGCAGUCGACUUGUUUGGGAAACAUGUCUCUGCGAGUUUAAAUCUUUAGGGAAGAUCGCAGUGAGGCUCAUUUUUCUUCACGCAACAUCGUGCGGAUUCAAGAGUAACUGGUCUUUCAUGCGGAAAGUUUCUUCGGCAAACAAAAACUCGAGAGUCGCAUUGGAAAGAGCUCAGAAAAUGAUAUAUAUCGCAGCUCACGCAAAGCUUGAAAAGCGAGACUUUUCUAGCGAGGAAGAAAAAGACGCAGAAUUGUUCGCCAUUUCCGGAAGCGAUGAAGAUAGCAUGCUAGCUGAGGUAUACGCCGAUGCAAUGCAACCUUAG